AUAUAUAGGACCAUGUGUAGAUAGUCCAGGAGUUCUGUUGGAUAGACAGUCAAUUGGCAGCAACCCUCUCGCUCUCUUUUUUCUCUCUCGCUGUACCUUCUCUCUCUCAAGAGAACGAGCUGGGAUAUAAAGCUCUCACUGGAAAGUUUCUCUCUGUUUUUUUUAGUGGUUCUGAGCACCUGCCUGUGUCAAAAUGAGUGACACUCUGCUGGAUGAUGGGUCCUUCAUGUUCACUUCGGAGUCUGUUGGAGAGGGACAUCCAGACAAGAUAUGUGAUCAGAUCAGUGAUGCUGUCCUGGAUGCUCACCUGAAGCAGGACCCAAAUGCCAAGGUCGCCUGUGAGACGGUUUGUAAGACUGGCAUGGUGCUGCUGUGUGGAGAGAUCACGUCCCGGGCCAAUGUAGACUACCAGAAGGUUGUCAGAGACACCAUACAACACAUCGGUUAUGACAACUCAGACAAAGGUUUUGACUAUAAGACGUGUAAUGUGUUGGUGGCUCUGGAGCAGCAGAGUCCAGACAUCGCUCAGGGUGUCCACAUCGACAGGAAAGAGGAAGACAUGGGAGCUGGAGACCAGGGUCUGAUGUUUGGCUACGCUACUGACGAGACAGAGGAGUGCAUGCCUCUCACCAUCGUCCUGGCUCACAAACUCAAUUCCAAGAUGGCCGAACUCAGACGCAACGGAACCAUCCCCUGGCUCCGCCCCGACUCUAAAACACAAGUGACAGUACACUAUGAGCAGGAGCACGGGGCAGUGAUCCCUAUAAGGGUCCACACCGUGGUCAUCUCUGUUCAACACGAUGACUUCAUAGGCCUGGAGGAACAGAAGGAGGUGCUCAAGGAGAAGGUGAUCAAGGUAGUGGUUCCGGCUAAGUACCUGGAUGAUAAGACCAUCUACCAUCUUCAGCCCAGUGGGCGCUUCGUCAUCGGAGGACCCCAGGGUGAUGCUGGAGUGACGGGUAGGAAGAUCAUCGUUGAUACGUACGGAGGCUGGGGGGCCCAUGGUGGGGGAGCUUUCUCUGGUAAAGACUUCUCCAAGGUGGACCGCUCGGCUGCCUAUGCUGCCCGCUGGGUGGCCAAGUCCCUGGUCAAGGCCAAACUGUGCAGGAGGGUGCUGGUUCAGGUAUCCUACGCUAUCGGAGUGGCUCACCCUCUGUCCAUCUCCGUGUUCACCUACGGCUCGUCACAAAAGUCAGAGAGAGAGCUGCUGCAGAUCGUAAACAAGAACUUUGACCUACGACCUGGUGUCAUUGUCCGGGAACUGAACCUGAAGAGGCCAAUCUACCAGAAGACAGCGUGCUACGGCCACUUUGGCCGGAGUGAGUUUACCUGGGAAGUCCCCAAGGAGCUCAACUACUAAACAUCUCCCCCUGGUGGUCAAGUAUAUAACAAACUCUUAAACACCCCCGUGGUUAAAUAUGUAACAAGUAUAUAACGAUCCCUCCCAGAGAUAGAAAACAGGCCCCCUCUACGGGCUACAACCACAAAUGGUUCUGCUUUUUCAUUGGCUAGUGUUGAGGUUAAGGUUUAGGAUUAGGGUGAAGGGAGAUGUUUUUGGUUAGUGCUAAACAAUCAUUUAUGUGAUUGUAGCCCAUAGAGGGGUUUGUUUGUUAAUGCUUCUUAUCUUGAAUAAGAGGGAUGCAACUUAUAGAGGGGAAUCUUUAUUCUCCCUCCCUCCCUCUCUCUCUCCUCCAUCUCUUUUUCUAUCACAUCAAACAUUUCAGUCAAGAGAGAGGAUGAACUCACUGUGAUUUUAAUCAGACAAUCCACACAUUUUCAUUCAGAUAAAAGGUGUCCUUUGUAUAGUGUCUCACUUAUGUGCCUUAGUAUCAAAACAAUGACAUGUUAGAAGUAUUACAUGUGCAGAAGUAUUUAUUCACACUCACUCUGGACAAAUAGUGAUUCCAUUGUCACUUCUGCUAUUAAACAAAGAAACAAAGAAACAAAUACAAUUAAUAUAUAAAGAUAAAUAUUGAAUAUAUAUAUAUAUAUAAAGCAGAGCAUUUAGCCUCAAAACUGUGAAUUAGUGAUGUGUGGUUGGACUCAUAACCAGCAGUCGGGUUUAGGGGCAUGACAUACAGUAUUGUGUGGAUGAAGUGCGGGUGAGUGGCGGGCAGGUUGAAUAAAGAGAAAACAGUGCAUUAAAAUUCAUAAAUGUAUAAUUCUUGUGCUAUUCAUACCUAUGGGCUAUUUUUAUCUGCCGUUAGUGCGUAGCCUGAGCACCUAACUGUAGCGUGCCCAAUACAUGCAAAUUCUCAAAUUCUUUUGAGAAUUUGGACAGAAAAAGUUUGUCGAUCCACUGAGGCAAAAAAAGGACAAUGUCGGAGUUUAAUUCAAUAAGAGAAAAACUGAGAAAUGGAGUGUUGAAAAUAAAUAGAAGGUAAGGCCAGGGAAAGAUUUGGUAACGUGGUAACAGUGCCAGCUAUGUUAUGUGUGAUGAUUGUGAGACGCUAUACAAAUUCGAUAGUCACAAGACUCGGACUUCAAAAUGCACGUCAAGGGAACUGUUCGGUUCAGAUGGGUUAAAUGGAAAAGUGACCUUACUGUAGGUCUACAACCCUUCACUUAACCUGAUAUAAUAUUAACUCCUGCAAAAUUAAGCAUUUGUUGCAGAAACAUUAUACACCAAAUGGACAUUUUGACUCGUAACAGAAGUGGGGAAAUAUUAUGAGUGAGACAGAGUGAGAAGUUAGGGACCGUCUGUAAAGGUGGAGGUGCUAUCUUUACCAGCCCCAUAAAAGCUGAUCGUAUUUCAACCACAUAAAGCAUGCAUCCAAGCCAAACUGAAAUCUUAAAACAUGUUGGGUCAUUUUAACAGCUGUUAAUUUCCUGAAAACCAAUCAAACUGAUUUUUUUUUUUUGGGGGGGGGGGGGUCCCUCUUUUUUUUGGUAUUGCACCGGCCCCUAAACCUAUUGUCUGCAUGAGAGAAGCAGAGAUGAAAGAGAAAACAAACUUUACUAAUGUCAACUGGAUUGAAGCAUUUAUUCUAUUGAUUUAUGCACAGCAUGAGGGUGUUAAAUUAACACACACCUUAUUUGCAAUAUUCACAGAAUGCCUUGCCGUUCGAGUGAAUUGUAGAGUUACCACCCAUGACUAUUUGUUAGUGGCAGAGACAUGGUUGUUGCAUUCAUCCAUCAUUCAUGCUUUCCUGUGACUUUCACCAAGUGUGAUUCUAAGCAAAUAUGUUAUUAUUGUUUCACACAAUACAACACAUAUUUCACAAGGCCUGCAACUCACAUCACUCUAUAUUGCUAAAUGAUGUGUAAUUCCGGUUGGAUUCCAGACAGAUUGGGAAUAUCCAACAUUUGGAAUUUGAUUCACCCGCAACCUGCAUUUAUAAUGACAGCCGGGUUCGGAAGACUAAAAUAUCAGACUACCUAAAGCAUUUCACAAACCUGUUGUUUUCGACGCAUGUGAUAAAAACAAUUUGAUUUGAUCUAAACUGGAAUACCAUUACAGUAAAAGGUGCAAGAAGUCCAAGUAACAGAUUGGAUUAGUUUCGAAAAAUGUAUGUUAUUUAUGAGUAGCAUAAGAUUAAUUAAUCAAUCAUCAAUUAAUAAACAUGCAAAAACAUACUGAAAAAUGUUGACAGCAGAUGGGAGUUUUAUUCAUAACAUUGGUAAUUUAGCUAGCUAACAUACAUUUUGAGAAAACAAAUUAUAUUAACUGGCUAGCUAGCAACGUUUAGUGAUCAAUGAGACUGAGAGCUAGCUAACCAGCUGAGCUAGCAAACAAUGUAACAAGUAUAAUUUCGGAUUUUAAAAAUACUCCCAUCAAUGGGCUCUGCAUUUCAGGAAUCACAGUAGCAAAUACUCCUGGUGCACUAUUCAAUGAAUUAGCAAUUUAAACGUGACUUUUUUGAAGGAAACUCUGUUUGUGCCGUAGCCCUCGCUGUCUUUCAUGUGGUGCGUUCGUAAAUUCAAUCAGGAGUGCCAGAGUGCGCUCAGAGUGCCCUCAGGGAGUUCGUAAAUUCAGAGCGUUUCGCUCUCGCUGCGUUCAUAGCGGACACUGGGGACGAGGGGUAGGGUUGAUCGAGUGUUCUGGCCUAGCUUGCUAGCUACUUCCAGCCACAAACGAGAGAACAAAUCACUGACCAUUUCAAUCGCCCUAGCAGUGCUGGUUAGCCUAUUUUCAUGUUAUCCAGAGCAUUGGUGAUUAACUGCUGCGGGCUACAAUUUAAUUACGCAUUUUAUGCCGACGUUUACUGACACCGGCCACAUUCAACGGGUGUUGAGCGUCUGUAAAUUCAUCAGUUAUUCUGCGCUCUGGUACACUCAGACGAGAGUGCUCUGAAACCAGAGUAGAUAGCCAGAAAUAAUGUAAGAACCUUAAACGUUGGAAGUCAGAACCUUAAACGUUGGAUGUCAGACUCGACGACAGUUACUCCCAUUGGAGCGCUGCGAUUGGUUGCCCAACAUUUUGGGGCGGGGCUUAGCUGAGGGUUAAUUGUGACGCUCGUCCCUACUUUUUAAUGCUAUUUUAUGUUUAUUUAGAAAAAAUAUACAUGUAGUGAUGUCUUCUGUUUGUAUUGUAUUGCAAUUUGUAAUGUUAUAUUUAUUACAAAAAAAUAUAAAAAACGAUAUUAUCCCCUCCACUCUGUCCAUAUCACCUCAAGAUGGUGCUAUACAUCCUGUAUUGGUAGUCAUCCUUAUUAAUCAAAGCGGAAUAUGUAUCUGCAGGUUCAAACCACAUCCUUCAAUCAACCAAAUAUUAGAAGGGAGAUCACCCUCUAACUUGGUUUUCGGAUUCAGUUACAACUUAUCUUUGCUCUGUAUCAAACUGGUUUAUAUUAUAUGUAGCUUUGUAAAGAUCAAAUUCACAAAAGUCUUAAUUUUGUAAUUAUAUCAUCGAUACCGCAGGGCAGUUUUUACAAUGCACUACUACUACUACUACACAACACCAACAACAGGUAUGUAGGACGACACAGGUCUCUUAUCCCAGGGAGGUCUUGGGCUGUAUACGGUACCUCUUACCAGUGUGUUGCAGUUGACCAAAUCUAGCAGUAGACAUAGCUUUGAAUAAUGAGGCUUUAUAACCACUUAUAAGGCAUCAUAAGGAUGCUUAAUAACUGUUCAUAAGGCCUUAUAAUGCUUUAUGAUGUGUCUAUGAACCCCUGCUCAGUCCUGUUUGACAAUGCUUUUUGUAUCUUCAUCUGUAGUAUAGAGCUACUGUAGAGCUGCUGCUGGGAUCUCGCUGUAAACAAUAUUAUCCGCCUUGAAUGAAUGAACUGUUCUCAUCUCUGAUGGCUGAUAAGGUUUGAUGUAUUUAGUAUUCUGACUUGAUUGUGAGUUAAUUGUUGUGAUUAUUUUGCUAUAGGCAUAAAUAGUCUAUGAAUAAAUUGCCAAAGUGCAUGCUGCCAACAGUAGGUAUAUUAUUUUGUGGACAUCUUAAAAGUUUCUACAUUUGUACAAUUGUAUAUGCCUGAGAUGGUGCUUUCUGAGGAUAAUAACAUUGAGCUUCCCAAACAAACAUGACAGAGGUAUUUUAUGUUGACAGAAUUUCCCUCUUUCAUCCAUUUUCUCAAACCAUUUGAGACAUUCACUUGAGUCUUAUUUGAAAAGCAGUGAUAAGCUCUCUCUCUCUCUCUCUGUAUAGAGGUAUUUUGUAUAGACUCUUGUCUGUUUACAUUAUAAGUCUUACUCUGAGUCGCUUGGCCCAGUAUUUUUUUUAAAGACCCCAAUGCAGUCAAAAACUUGAUUUCCUAGUGUUUCAUAUAUAUAAAAAGUGCUGCAUUGGACCGUUAAGGACCUAGUAGGGGAAUAGUGUAUAAAACAGUCUUCCAAAAUAUUUCAGAGGGCUGAGUUAGUGAAACCAUAAGUAAAGGACUUGAAAUACCACAGAUGCUUUACCUGCCCAUUGUUAUAAACCAUCCUGAGGGGUUUCAUUUUUUAUCUACAUAAAUGCGGGUGUUUCUGCCCUUCACCCUCUGCACCUGAGUCAUUGUAGCCUUGAGAUGUAUUCAGCUGUACUGAUCUAGCUAUCACCUCUUCCUGUGUCCCAACCUUGUUGUCCUAAGGAAGUUUGCCCCCCCCCAACCCUCUUUACCUAGAAGUUACUGUAUGCUUUUCUCCCCCCACCCUCAAACUCACAGUCCUAACAGUUGGCGUAGAAUCCUGAAAAUGUAAAUAAUUGUUCACAAUAAAAAAUAUUUAAAAACAGAAA
Oncorhynchus mykiss (rainbow trout) is the source of this 6163-nucleotide messenger RNA. Its product is annotated as S-adenosylmethionine synthase. The record is from RefSeq and is a predicted model, not a curated record. Gene Ontology annotation, molecular function: ATP binding; methionine adenosyltransferase activity. Gene Ontology annotation, biological process: S-adenosylmethionine biosynthetic process. NCBI's taxonomy places the organism in Eukaryota, Metazoa, Chordata, Actinopteri, Salmoniformes, Salmonidae.